CUGUAAAAUUCCUCAAUGAUACCAUCUCUAACUUACCAAAAACCUAGAUUAAGGCUUCAGACAAGGCCCAUGAAGCCCACCAAAGCGGACCAAUUCUUGAUUCUCUCCAACUGCUACUAAAUUGGGUUGAGCCCAUGACUAAGGCCCACGCAAAAUUAUUGAAGCUCUCUACCGUUACCAGUCAAGUACGCUACUGACCGACGGCAAAAGAAUUCUUCAUCCCACGGUGUCUCACCCUUCCCCGCUCCGCCGCCGGCACUAAGACCAGAUUCGUCGGCCUUCAGCUGCUCUCACGCCUGCGAACGGUGGGUACAAGUCGUCCACUUCUUCAGGCAAGGCAAGUUCCCAAGUUUCCUAUUUUGGCCUUCCCGGUUUAAGGUUUAAUUCCAGGCUUUUACCAACACGGCCCUAGGAAAAUUUCUGUGUUUCUGAAUGAAUGAGAAGUUCUGUUUCCCGGUUCUAUUAUGUGUUUUUUACGCUCAAGUUUCCGACUUUCAUGGCGGACUAGGGCUGGAACUUGAUUUCCGCUAUAGGGGUUAGCUAAUGAUGCUGAAUUGAGGAACCAUAUAGAAUAAUGAUAUUCUGAAAGGAUUCAUAAUCUGAUUUCAAGUCCUUGCAAUAGGCUAGCAGCAGUGCCUCUCCACAACCUUCGUCGAGGAUGUGCUUGGCCGUCUCUUUGCUGCACAUUCCAAUGGGCUGAAGGCCCUGGAGCUCUUCAGAUUUGCCCUCCACCAUCCACAUUUCGUCCCAAGCUCCGACGCCUUCGAGAAGACUGUCCACAUCCUUGUGAGGAUGCGGUACUUCGAGAAAGCGUGGGAAUUGAUGGAGGAAAUUGGGAAAUCACACCCGUCUUUGCUCACCACCAAGUCCAUGAGCAUCAUGCUGUCCAAGAUUGCCAAGUUUCAAUCUUUUGAUGAAACACUUGAUGCGUUCGAGAGGAUGGAGAGGGUUUUGGAAGGCAGAAGGUUUGGGGUCGAAGAGUUCAAUGUCCUGCUUCGAGCCUUCUGCACUCAGAGAGAGAUGAAGGAAGCGAGGUCGGUUUUUGUGAAGUUUCAUGAUAGAUUCAAACCUAAUACCAAAACCAUGAAUUUAUUGCUGUUAGAGUUUAAGGAAUCAGAGGAUAUUAGUGCCAUGGAACUCUUCUACCAUGAGAUGACUCGAAGAAGGUUUAAGCCGACUAGUUUUACGUACAGUGUCCGAAUCGAUGCAUACUGUAAAAAAGGUUACUUCGGUGAUGCAUUACGAAUCUUUGAAGAGAUGCAGAGGGCGGGAUGUCCACCAACGUUGGAAGCAUUCACGACGUUGAUCCACGGAGCAGGGAUAGUGCGCAACAUCCUCAAGGCGUGGGAACUAUUUGAUGAAAUGCAUGCGAGAAACUUGCAGCCAGAUGUUGGAGCUUAUAAUGCAUUGAUCAGUACAUUCAUCAAGUGUAGAGAAUUGAAACCGGCCAUUGCACUUAUGGUAGAGAUGGAGGAAAACCAUCUAGCUGUCAACAAUGUGACCUACCACACGUUGUUUGUCGGAUCCAUGAACUUGAGUGGCAUUGAAGGAGUUCGUGAGCUGUACCAGAAGAUGAUUGAGAGGAAGUUUGUGCCUAAAGCAAGAACUUCUGUAAUGCUGAUGAAGUUCUUCUGUGUAAAUGGUCGAGUCGACCUUGGGCUCAAGUUAUGGGGUUACUUGAUGGAGAACGGUCAUUGCCCUCACGGCCAUGCGCUGGAUAUUUUGGUUACAGUGUUGUGCUCACGAGGGAAGCUGGAGGAAGCUUUGAAUUGUUGUAUGCAGUUUGUUGAAAAAGGGAUGAGAUUGAGCGAAUCGGUGUAUAGAAUGCUGAAGAAGUUCUUAGAGCAGUCUGCUGAUAAGGCUGAUGAGUGGAAGGAGCUCAAUCGGAUGAUAAAGAAGCUUGAAGACUUUUUACCCCCUUCGAAGGGUCAUGCUGUUGGUAAUCUUUCAAUAGAGUGAUCUGUGUCUGAAGCAAACCCUUGACAAAAUAUUGCCAUGGCUUCUGUUUGUUUAAAGCAUCUGUUUAUGCAAGGGUUGCAUUCCUCUGCCUGUUCUUCUGUAUUUUCUUAUGACGGGAUCCAAGCUUAUACACUUGAGGCAAAUUCUUAAAAGUGGAUGAUGCGAGUACACAAUCUUCCCAGUGAGGUAGGGAUCAUCAA
Linum trigynum is the source of this 2159-nucleotide messenger RNA. The record is from the annotation of a GenBank genome assembly. NCBI's taxonomy places the organism in Eukaryota, Viridiplantae, Streptophyta, Magnoliopsida, Malpighiales, Linaceae.